CCCCUGCAUUAUGACUUCUUCUCUAUAAAUUCACACCAUCUUGUUCAUAAUCCACCAUUGCAAUUGAUCUGUUUCAUUCUUCUUUCUCUGGAUUAUAUUGUGUUGGGGAUAGCAAUAAACAUGUCUUGCUGUGGAGGAAACUGUGGAUGUGGGUCAGGCUGCAGUUGUGGCAGUGGAUGCAAGGGAUGCAGCAUGUAUCCUGAUCUCACAGGUGGUGAGAAAUCUGUUGCAAAAUCAACAGUGUUAGGCCUCACUGCCUCUGAUAUGGGGUAUGUUGAUGAGGGUGUGACAGUGGCAGGAGAGAAUGGUUGCAAGUGUGGCUCCAACUGCACUUGUGACCCCUGCAACUGCAAAUGAUAGCAUCCAUUACUACUAUAUAUUUACCAUUUUCUAUACCCAUGUGAGGCUAUAAUAGGAGUGGAAACUAAAUAAUAGCUUGCAGUUGCAGGUUCCCUUGUCUUGUUUUAUCAGUGAUUUUCAUUUCUAUGGGACAAGAGUGUUUGUUCCUUACAGAGUCACUAGUAGAAAGCUUAUGAUGUGAUUACAUUCUGGUUUGAAAUACAAACUAUGGUUAUUGUAUAAACCUGUUCCUGUGGCAGGCAGUAUUAAUGGCCUAACUUUCUCCAAGGUUGAAAUAUUUACAAAAUCCACCACCAAAAUCUUAUUCACUUCAUUCUAAUUAUGAUUUGAAUAGUUAUUUUCAA
Molecule: messenger RNA, 704 nt
Organism: Cryptomeria japonica (Japanese cedar)
Lineage: Eukaryota; Viridiplantae; Streptophyta; Pinopsida; Cupressales; Cupressaceae
Product: metallothionein-like protein type 2
Exons: 3
Coding region: 121-357 (78 amino acids)
Molecular function (GO): metal ion binding
Source: RefSeq, a predicted model, not a curated record